Messenger RNA from Esox lucius (northern pike), 3480 nucleotides. RefSeq names its product far upstream element (FUSE) binding protein 3 (gene fubp3). Gene Ontology annotation, biological process: regulation of DNA-templated transcription. The coding region runs from base 136 to 2031 and encodes 631 amino acids. Gene Ontology annotation, molecular function: mRNA binding. The record is from RefSeq and is a predicted model, not a curated record. The transcript is spliced from 19 exons. Gene Ontology annotation, cellular component: nucleus; cytoplasm. Lineage: Eukaryota; Metazoa; Chordata; Actinopteri; Esociformes; Esocidae.
UGAAUAUCGCGGUGUUGGUUAGAAGGGGCCUCAGCUUUCACUUCCUGGGGUCGGCGCGUGUGUGCUGCUCUGCUUGAUUUGUUCGCCAGUCCAACUAUUUUUUUUGGUGUGUUGCUGAGAGCUGCUGUGGUAGGGAUGAUGAUGAUGGCGGAGCUGGUACAGGGACAGGCCUCGGUGUCUCAGCCUGGAACGAAAGCAGAUGGCUUCGCCGACGCUUUACACCGGGCCCGACAGAUUGCGGCUAAGAUGGGGAGUGACCAGAUGACCCACAUGAACAACUCCUCUCCAGUUGUAGACCCAUCUCUCUACGGUUAUGGAAGCCAGAAACGCUCAUUGGAUGAUGGCGUAGGUAACCAGCUCGGAGGAAUGGUACAUCAAAGGGCUAUUAUGACAGAAGACUUCAAAGUGCCUGAUAAGAUGGUUGGAUUCAUCAUUGGAAGAGGAGGAGAGCAGAUCACCAGAAUUCAGUUGGAGUCAGGCUGCAAGAUCCAGAUUGCUGCAGACAGCGGUGGCAUGAUGGACAGGCCAUGUACCCUGACUGGAAGCCCAGAGAACAUUGAGCAGGCCAAGAGGUUGCUGAGCCAGAUCGUGGACCGGUGUCGGAAUGGCCCAGGCUUUCACAGCGAGAUGGACGGCAACAGUGCAAUCCAGGAGAUCUUAAUCCCUGCCAGCAAAGUGGGCCUAGUCAUUGGCAAGGGAGGGGACACCAUUAAACAGUUGCAGGAACGAACAGGAGUAAAGAUGAUAAUGAUCCAGGAUGGCCCCAUGCCCACUGGGGCAGACAAACCCCUGAGAAUCACUGGGGAUCCCUACAAAGUACAGCAAGCACGAGAGCUGGUGGUGGAGAUCAUUCGGGACAAGGACCAGGGAGAUUUCCGGGCCGCCAGGGGGGAUUUUGGCUCCAGAUUGGGGGGAAGCAGCCUGGACGUGGCAGUCCCCAGGUUUGCUGUGGGCAUCGUCAUCGGCCGGAACGGAGAGAUGAUCAAGAAGAUCCAGAACGAUGCUGGAGUCAGAAUCCAGUUCAAACCAGUGUCUCCCUCUCAUUCAGAUGAUGGCAUCAGCCCUGACCGGAUCGCCCAAGUGAUGGGCCAGCCAGAUCGCUGCCAGCAUGCAGUGCAUCUCAUCAACGAGCUGGUCCACACGGCACAGGUACAGCAGUCCCCCGCCCAGUCCCUUGCCGGCUGGCUCCUGGAUAGGGCCAGCCUGGCCUCCACUCAGACCUCCCUGGAACCCUUGGCCCUGUGGCUGGGUGGAGGUGGAGGUGGGGAAGACCUCCUGAGACAGGUGUACAGACAGGAGCGGGAUGGCUUUGGGGGUCCCGUAGGUCCCAGAGGCCGGGGCAGAGGUCGUGGGGACUGGAAUAUGGGCACGCCCGGGGGGCUGCAGGAAGUGACAUAUACGAUACCUGCUGACAAGUGUGGCCUGGUGAUUGGGAAAGGUGGAGAAACCAUCAAGAACAUUAACCAGCAGUCUGGAGCGCAUGUGGAGCUGCAGAGAAACCCCCCUCCCAACACUGACCCCAACGUGCGCAUCUUCUCCAUCCGUGGCACCCCCCAGCAGAUGGAGAUGGCUCGUCAGCUGAUCGAUGAGAAGAUCGGGGCCUCGGGAAUGGGGGGCAGCAGCAGUUUUAGUGUGAACCCCUUUGGCCAAGGACAAGCCACCCCUCAUCAAAAUGGCCCCCAGACAUUCCUGACAGGAGGAUGGGGCACAACAUAUCAAACGUGGCCUCAGGGCCAGCAGGACCCCAGUCUCAAUGGAUCCCAGACUGGCCAGGUGGACUAUUCCAAAGCAUGGGAGCAGUAUUAUAAAAAGAUAGGUCAGCAGAGCCAAGCCCAGAGCAGUGGUCCUGACUAUAGUAAAGCCUGGGAGGAGUACUACAAGAAACAGAGUCAGGCAGCAGGUCCUGGCUCCCAGCAGAGCCCCCCUUCGGACUACAGUGCCGCUUGGGUGGAGUAUUAUAGACAGCAGGGUCAACAUUACUAUGGCCAGGGUGCACAGCAAACACAGACCCCGGGCCUUCAGGAUCAUUAGAGGAUGCCCUUUAGUUGAAGAUUUUUGAAUCACUGAGGAUGAAAACAAACCUUUUGUAACAGAGGUUUCUAGAUUUGCAACGCCUUGAAGACUUACUUUUUUCUUAGUGAGAAACACUAGCUGUAGAAUGACUUAUACGAUUUAAAAAACAAAAAAAAGAAUUUCUAAAUCAGGAACAUUUAAUUGUUACUAAAUUGUGUACACCAUUAUUUUGAAUGGACAAUUUCCGGGAUCCCUUUUGGACUUAUGAGAGCUGUUUCUGUUUUCUAUUUUUUCCUUUUUGAUUCAAAUGACAUCGCCAAAAUGAACCCCGGAGUUGUAACAUUUCAGCAAACGCAAUAUAAUCUAUUUUUUCUAGUUCUGUUGCAAUAAAAUCGUAAUUAUGGGCUUAGCAGUCUUGAAUACAUUUUUGUUUUGUUUUGUCAUAAGAUGUUUUAAGAAUGUGUAAAAAAUGUUUUCUUUUCCUUUUACAUAAAGCAUUUUAAUUCAGUGAGAUGAAACUGUGAUGUUUUGUUACAGGAUAAUGUAUUCUUUUGUUACAAAAUACAAGGAGUGAUGUUGGCAAAUGACAGUCAAUUCCUAAUUUAAUUCCUGAUGUGCUUUGUAUUCUGUUUUUCAUUGUCAUUUUAUUGUACUCUGGUUUAAAAAAGGUGCAAUAUCUUAUUUCAUUUUUGAAACAAAGAUGGAUUCUCUAAUAUUUUGACAGACGUUUAACUUGUAGUUCUUAGAUUUAUUUUUUUUAGGCAUAUGAAAAUGUAAUGGAUAAUUUUUUUAUUACAAUGAUCUGAUAUGGGAAAAGGGGAUGUUGCAUAUUGUGAGUUUUUUUGCCUUUGCUAUCUUGUAAAACUAUGUAUGUAUGCUCAGAUACUUGACUAAAUACUUUAUUUAAAAAAAUAUAUAUAUAUAAUUAAAUCAAAGAUUUUUUUUUCAUGGAGUCAUUAUCACAGGAAAACUGUCCCUGUUUUUCUAUUCUGUUUUCAUACUGAAAAUGUUCAAAGAUCGUGAAUGUGUAAUUUGAAAUUUGAUUUUGCAUCUUGCUAUGGACAAAAAUGAGAAAUGAUAGGUUUUUAUGUAUGUUCUGUACCUAAAUCAUUCAAGACUGCUAAGCCUCUGGAUUCUACCUGUGUAAUAAUUAAUUGUAGUUUUUUAUAUUCUAAGUAUUACGAUCAAAAUUGUCUUAUUUGGUACCACCCAGUUUCCCUAACACCCCAUCCAGUACACACUGUGGACUAGUGUACAGUCCAAUGCUAAUAACUUUUUAAUUCUUGAUUUUUCUUUCUACUUUGUGUGAUCUAAUAUAUGUAUGAUUGAUUAGUUAAGAAAUGAAUCUAGUAUUAACUUCAUUGCUUAAUGAAAAGGGAUAUUAUAAUUUCGAAAUGUUUAAUUUUAGUGUGUUUUCCCCCCUCAUGUGUACAGGUAACCGUGUAUUAAAAACGUCAAAAGACUACC